AUGGACUACCUACCGGAGCCCAUGGCGCCGCUGCCGGCCAGCGGUAGCGGCCAGCACCACAGCCUGACGCACGGAGGCAACAAUGCCUUCCAUAACUUUGCAAACGACUACUCGCACAUCUCCGACCCCAACCUGAGGCGGCGGCUGGCCCUGUCGGACAUUGACAAGGUGCCCUUUGGGCUGUACCACGUGCGCGCCGUGGCCGUGGCGGGCGUGGGCUUCUUCCUCGACUCGUACGACAUCUUCGCCAUCAACCUGAUCACGACGUUCCUGGGGGUGGUGUUCUGGCAGGGCGCGCCGGCCGCCGCGGCCAACGGCUUCGGUGGCAACUACGGCUCGCUGCCGGGGCCCGUCAGCACCGCGCUCAAAGCAUCCACCAGCGCUGGCAUCGUCGUCGGCCAGCUGCUGUUCGGCUGGCUCGCCGACGUCUGCGGCCGCCGCCGCAUGUACGGCAUCGAGCUGGGCAUCAUCGUGCUGUCGACACUCAACUGCGCGCUGGCGAGCCCGAGCCAGUCCAUGAGCUCAACUGGCCUGCUGGUGUUUUGGAGGGUCAUGAUGGGCAUCGGCAUCGGAGGGGACUAUCCGCUAUCAGCAAUCAUAACAUCCGAAUUCGCGCCGACGCGGUGGCGCGGGGCCAUGAUGGCGGCCGUGUUCUCGAUGCAAGGAAUGGGCCAGCUUGCGUGCGCGGUGGUGGCGCUGAUGGUUACGGCGGCGUUCAAGGACUCAUUCAUCACGGCGGCGGGCGUGGGCAACUGCGACUACGCGUGCCAGGUUGCGGCGGACCGGGCGUGGCGCAUCAUCGUGGCCGUGGGCGCGCUGCCGGCGUGCGUGGCGCUGUACUACCGCAUCACCAUCCCCGAGACGCCGCGCUACACCUUCGACGUGGCCCACGACGUCGAAAAGGCCGACGCCGACAUCAAGGCCUACAUGGCCAACCGCUCCGAGGGCUCCGUCGAUCCCGUGCGCCACGCCCGCGUCAAGCAGGCCGGGCCCUCCCUGGCCAUCCCCUCGGCCUCGUGGCCCGACCUCUACACCUACUUCAGCCAGGGCCGCAACCUGAGGGUCUUGCUGGGCACCACGCUGUCGUGGUUCUUUCUCGACCUCGCCUUUUACGGGCUCGGGCUCAACAACACGGUGGUGCUGAGCGCCAUCGGCUACUCGCACGGCCCGACCCUAUACCAUGCCCUCUACAACAACGCCGUGGGGCUGAUCAUCCUGGCGUGCGCGGGCAGCCUGCCGGGCUACUGGACGGCCGUGGUGACCAUCGACACGGUCGGGCGCAAACCCUUGCAGAUCGGCGGGUUCGCGGUCCUCACAGUACUGUUCUGCCUGCUGGGAUUCCUCAACGCGCGGCUGUCCGAGGUGCCGCUGCUGGUGCUGUACAUCGCCGCGCAGUUCUUCUUCAACCUCGGGCCCAACACCACCACCUUCAUCGUACCGGGCGAGUGCUUCCCCACGCGCUACCGCUCGACCGGCCACGGCCUCUCUGCCGCCAGCGGCAAGAUCGGCGCCAUCCUUGCGCAGGUCAUCUCCACGCCGCUGCUGGCCAACUGCCCCCCGACGGCCGCCGCUGCCGAUUCGCCAUCCUCGGACGGCAGCGACCGCAAGUGCUCGCCCUGGCUCGACCGCCUGAUGCUCAUCUUUGCCUUCUUCAUGCUCUGCGGCACCGCCACGUCGCUGCUGAUCCCCGAGACCAAGGGCGUGACGCUGGAAGAGCUCGCCGGCGAGCGCCCCGUCGGCGGCGGCGGCGGCAGCUGCAGCGACAACAACAACAACAACACCCCAGCCGCGUGGUGGAAGCGGCCAUUCGCCGGCGGCCAGCCAGCGGGCUUCCGCCUAGCCAGGUCGCCGCACAUGGCGGCCGGCGCAGGGCCAGGCGCCACAGGAGGGGCAGGAGGGAAAAACGCGUCGGCGUGGCCCGGCUCCUCCUCCGCUGCCCGGAGCCCGCGCAUGGGCAUCAUGACGAGCCCUGAGCUUGCCGCCAUGCAGUACCAGCAGCAGUUGGAAGAACAGCAGCAAAACAAGAGCGGCGGCAGGGGCUGGGCGGGCCUGAGGCGGAAGAAGAAGAAAGAAGACGGUAAAGGCCACAGCAAAGGGACGACGACGACAUCGAGCGGCGGCGGCGGCGGCAGCAACGUAUCGGCAGCGCUCUUCGCGUCGGGCAGCGGCGGCGGCGCGCCGUCGUCGCCUCCCCCCGCCACUGCCUCCAAAUCCUUCCGGAGUAGUAGUAAUAGCAAUAGCAACGGUUACGAAGCAGGCAGCUACAGCGACGAGCUGCCCAUGGUCGCACACGCCGGCGUGCUGCCGGGAUGGGGUGCCGGAUGGGGUGGCCGCGUGGGUGCCUCGAGCAGCGGUGCUGCUGGUCCUGGUGCCGGGCAGGGACAGCCGCCGUGGAUGGACUCGGUUCGCUUUCAUGACGUGGGGAGUCUGCUGAAGUGA
Molecule: messenger RNA, 2439 nt
Organism: Lasiosphaeria miniovina
Lineage: Eukaryota; Fungi; Ascomycota; Sordariomycetes; Sordariales; Lasiosphaeriaceae
Product: major facilitator superfamily domain-containing protein
Exons: 6
Coding region: 1-2439 (812 amino acids)
Biological process (GO): phosphate ion transport; transmembrane transport
Cellular component (GO): membrane
Molecular function (GO): phosphate transmembrane transporter activity
Source: RefSeq, a predicted model, not a curated record